AUGGCUCCGAUUGAUUAUUUGCUCUUCGAAGAGCCUACCGGAUACGCGAUCUUCAAAGUGAAGUUACAACAGGAUGAUAUUGGAUCUCGUUUGAGUGAAGUGCAACAGCAGAUCAACGAUUUUGGUUCAUUUACUAAAUUGGUGGAACUUGUUUCGUUUGCUCCUUUCAAAGGCGCCGCUGAGGCGUUGGAAAAUGCUAAUGACAUCUCAGAAGGGUUGGUUUCCGAGAGUUUAAAGGCUAUUUUGAACUUGAACUUGCCAAAGGGUUCCAAGAAGCAGUCUGUGACUCUAGGUAUCUCUGAUCGGAAUCUGGGUCCAUCUAUCAAGGAGGAAUUUCCUUAUGUGGACUCUGUGUCCAACGAAUUGGCUCAGGACUUGCUUCGUGGUGUCAGACUGCAUGGCGAAAAACUGUUCAAAGGGUUGCAAUCUGGCGACUUGGAGAGAGCUCAGCUCGGGUUGGGUCACGCUUACUCGAGAGCCAAGGUUAAGUUUUCUGUGCAGAAGAACGAUAACCACAUUAUCCAAGCGAUUGCGCUGUUGGAUCAGUUGGACAAGGACAUCAACACUUUUGCAAUGAGAGUCAAGGAGUGGUACGGUUGGCAUUUCCCGGAGCUGGCUAAGCUGGUUCCAGACAACUAUACGUUUGCAAAACUGGUGCUGUUCAUCAAGGAUAAGGCGUCUUUGAACGAGGAUUCCCUGCACGAUUUGGCUGCCAUACUUAAUGACGACGCAGGCAUCGCCCAGAGAGUGAUCGAUAACGCUCGUAUCUCCAUGGGACAGGAUCUGUCUGAGACUGACAUGGAGAAUGUUUGCGUUUUCGCGCAGAGGGUGGUUUCUCUAGCCGACUACAGAAGACAACUGUACGAGUACUUGUGCGAGAAGAUGCACACCGUGGCUCCAAAUCUGUCUGAAUUGAUCGGUGAAGUUAUUGGCGCUAGGUUGAUCUCGCACGCGGGUUCGCUAACAAACUUAUCCAAACAAGCUGCCUCCACUGUGCAAAUUCUUGGCGCUGAAAAGGCCCUGUUCAGAGCUCUUAAGACCAAAGGCAACACCCCAAAAUACGGUUUGAUCUACCAUAGUGGGUUUAUCGCCAAGGCUUCAACUAAGAACAAGGGUAGAAUCUCCAGAUAUCUGGCCAACAAAUGUUCAAUGGCUUCGAGGAUCGACAACUAUUCCGACGAACCAAGCAACGUCUUUGGUUCAGUGCUAAGAAAGCAAGUAGAGCAAAGGUUAGAAUUUUACAGUACUGGUAAGCCAACUUUGAAGAACGAAUUGGCAAUUAAGGAAGCCAUGGAGCUGUAUAACGAUGGAAAGCCACAAGAAGAACAGAAGAAACCAGAAGACGAAGCAAAGAAGUCUAAGAAAAGAUCCAAGGAAGAAUCUGAAGAAGACGAAGAGGAAGAAGAUAAAAAGAAGGUGAAGAGAGACAAGAAGGAGAAGAAGGAGAAGAAGGACAAGAAGGAGAAGAAGGAGAAGAAAGAGAAGAAGGAAAAGAAGGAGAAAAAAGACAAGAAGGAGAAGAAAGACAAGAGUAAGAAGAACUGA
This is a messenger RNA of Torulaspora globosa, 1545 nucleotides long. It is a transcript of the gene NOP56, whose product is annotated as snoRNP complex protein NOP56. The transcript has a single exon. Gene Ontology annotation, cellular component: small-subunit processome; box C/D methylation guide snoRNP complex. NCBI's taxonomy places the organism in Eukaryota, Fungi, Ascomycota, Saccharomycetes, Saccharomycetales, Saccharomycetaceae. Gene Ontology annotation, molecular function: snoRNA binding. The record is from RefSeq and is a predicted model, not a curated record. The coding region runs from base 1 to 1545 and encodes 514 amino acids.